GGUAUCAUGCAGAGGAGAACCACAACAUCUCACUGGAAUGGAUGUUCCCCACCAGCACGGACCCCUCCCCCAACGCCCUUCAUGUCUCCUGUGAGAUGGAAGCUGAUGAGAAACGAGUCCUGUUUCAUCUACAUAACGGUGUUGAGUACAAAAAGCAUGAGCGCUUUGCAGGACGAGUCCAGUGGGACAAAGACGUCCUCAGAGAAGGACGACUCAGACUUCACAUCUCCAGACUCCAGACUAAUGACUCGGGGCAGUACAGGUGUGAAGUGUCCUCAGGUAAUGAGAGGAACUCUAAGGAAUGUCACCUCAAUGUCACUGCAGGGUCAUUUGUAGUGAAUGUGACACAGAGCUCGUAUCAUGCAGAGGAGAACCACAACAUCUCACUGGAAUGGAUGUUCCCCACCAGCACGGACCCCUCCCCCAACGCCCUUCAAGUCUCCUGUGAGAUGUUAGCUCCUGAGAGACCUUUAGUUCUGUUUAAUCUACAUGAAGGUGUCGAGGUCCCAGAGAUUCGAGAUGAACGCUUUGCAGGACGAGUCCAGUGGGACAAAGACGUCCUCAGAGAAGGACGACUCAGACUUCACAUCUCCAGACUCCAGAUUAAUGACUCGGGGCGGUACGGAUGUCUAGUGGACACAAGUUAUGGGAGGAACUAUAAGGAAUGUCACCUCAAUGUCACUGCUGCUAACGAGCCCGACCCAGUGACAUUAGAGCCAGCACCGACCACUCAGGUUUAUUAA
Messenger RNA from Gasterosteus aculeatus aculeatus (three-spined stickleback), 743 nucleotides. The record is from RefSeq and is a predicted model, not a curated record. NCBI's taxonomy places the organism in Eukaryota, Metazoa, Chordata, Actinopteri, Perciformes, Gasterosteidae.